Messenger RNA from Glycine soja, 1558 nucleotides. RefSeq names its product protein DEFECTIVE IN MERISTEM SILENCING 3-like. The transcript is spliced from 6 exons. NCBI's taxonomy places the organism in Eukaryota, Viridiplantae, Streptophyta, Magnoliopsida, Fabales, Fabaceae. The record is from RefSeq and is a predicted model, not a curated record. The coding region runs from base 136 to 1191 and encodes 351 amino acids.
GAGUGUCAAUUUUUUGGAAACUUGAAUCUCACAUAAAGAACCUUAGUAGUUCUGCAUUUAACAAUUGAAAAGAGCAAAGUUUGGAAAUUUGGGAAACUUGAAAGCAUAGCAGAGAGAUCACAUCGCGGCUCUCUCAUGUCUCAACCCAACCACCCGCUGAAUCUAAAUGAUGAUAACAGAGAGAGAUGUAAGAAUACAAUCAAACAGCAUGAAGAUAAUCUUAAGUUUCUUAAUUCUCAAUCAAAUCAAUUAGCUGAAUCAAUAUUUGACUUGCAAGUGAGUCUUGCAAGGUACCAUUCAACUAAUGUAAUUACGUUAGAGAAUGGAAAUGGUGCCUUUCAUACUGAAGAGGAAACAAUGGAACAGGUAAUGAAGAAAGAGAACUCUGCUGCUAGUAUAUUUAGUUGGCUAAAAGUUAAUGCACAGACAUCAAAUUUGACAUUAACAAAGGAUGUUGUGGGAGUUGUUGCAACCCUUGCCAAAGUUGAGAGCGAUGAUCUUAGCAGGAUUCUUUCUGAAUUUUUGGGCUUGGAGACAAUGCUUGCAAUUGUGUGCAGUUCUUAUGAAGGCAUUAAUGCACUGGAGAAGUAUGAUCCUGAAGGCUUGAUAAACUGUAAUGGUGGAUUGCAUGGUAUAGGGUCUUCAAUUGGAAAGAGAAUAAAUGGCCGAUUUGUUGUCAUAUCUCUUGAAGAUAUAAGACCCUUUGUUGGAGGUUUUGUAGCCAAUGAUCCACAAAAGAAAUUGGCUCUCCCAAAGCCAAGAUUACCUAAUGGGGAGUGCCCACCUGGGUUUCUUGAUUAUGCGGUGAACAUGAUCCAUUUGGAUUCAAAAUAUUUAUCUUUUCUUACUGACAGUGGGUACGGUCUUAGAGAGACGCUGUUUUAUGGACUUUUUUCUCGCCUACAAAUAUAUAAAACCCGGAAUGAAAUGCUGCUUGCUCUCCCAUGCAUUCACGACGGAGCUUUGUCCUUGGAUGGUGGGAUGAUUAGGGGACGUGGCAUGUUUGCUCUUGGUAGUAGGAAAGAUGUAGAAGUGAAGUUUCCUCUAAUUUCGGGAGGAUCUGAUGUACCUCCAAACUAUAUUGAAACUGAAGAGGCAGUGAGGAAGCUGAAUUGGGAAACCUCUAAACUUGCUGCAGAUAAACACAGAGAGCAGCAAUUAUUGGAUUAUAGGAAAGGGAAACUUCACUAGGCAAGCCUGAAAAGUUAUUUAUGGAAAGUUACCUUGCAAGACAUGGUAACAACUAACCACAUCCAAUUUGUGUGCAUUAGCUGUUAAUUUUGCAGAACAUAGUUCAUGAGGGAUAUGUCCCAAAGAAAUUAGACAGGUGUGCAUAAAUAGACAUCACAUAGUGAACUUCUUGAUGUAACUUAAGCAAGGAGCUAUGCUUGCUUACUGUCCGUGUCUGUUGUUAUGUCUGAUUCUUAAUUUCAAUCAGGAGAAACCUUGGAUAGUUAGCUUCUCCAUUUGAAUGAUGCAACUUGCUGGGGAGGGGACUGCCACUUUCUUGAAAAUGAACGUUUGUCACAUGAGUACAUCCAAAUUCCUGUGAUCUUCA